AUACCAAGAGUUUAAAGCUGUGAGUUUAUGACAUGUGUCAUGAGUUUGAGGCCACCUGAGCUGGGGCUUGGCAGUGCCAGGGAAAAGCCAGAGGCUGGAUAAGCAGGUUGUGAGGGCUUGAAUGGAGUUUAUUUGAGCUUCUUCAGCACAGGCUGACUUAGAGCUGCCAUGCGAGGAGACUUUGUGACCUUCCUCCCUUUUGAAGGAUGGAAGGAAGGGUUGUGACGCAUUGGAACAGGCUGCCCGAGGAAGUGGUAGAGUCACCAUCCCUGGAGAUGUUUAAAAGACGUAUAGAUAAGGCUCUUAGGGACAUGGGUUAGUGCUCGAUUUAGGUUAUGGUUGCACUCGAUGAUCUUAAAGGUCUCUUCCAACCAAAAUGAUUCUAUGAAGGUGCUUUCCACUGCAGGGCGGACAAUCCUGUCCAACUCAUUCAGAUGCCAAAGGACCUUCCCUUCUCUCUGGCUGGAAUAUAGAAAGGAGUAUAUUCACAGUAAUUUGCCCUAUGUUUUAUUGCCUCAAGGAGCUGCUUGCUGUUUGGAGUCUUGUGUUUUGGCUCCUGUAAAACUCCAUUGCCUGUGAGGCUUUUUGAGCUUAAGUACAAGGGGAAAAAAAAGGCAAGUGGGGGGAAUGGGGACAUAUUGAUGACUUGCAGAUAUACUGAGGAGCAAUAGAGUAGUGAGUUUAGUUUUGAGUCUGAGAGCAAAUAAACAGUCUGUAAGCAUCUAGAAGGAAACAAGAAGGUAAAUGCUAGCUAGUAUGGCUUUGUUGUGAAUGAAUUGAGCCAAUCUAAUUUCCUUUUCUGGCAGCAUAACAGGGCUUGUAGAUAAGGGAGAAGCACUAUAAGUCAUAUAUCUUGAUUUUUAGUAGAGCUUCUGACACUGGCUUGCAGGAUAUUCUAAUAAUAAACUGGGAAACCAGUCUAGAUGAUACCGCUCUGAGGGAGUUGCAAAACUGGUUGAGGAAAAAUGUACUUGAUAUGAGUCCUUGUACAGGGAAUUACCCUGGGUCCAUUACUCAUCCAUGAUGAAACAGAGUGUAAUUACUGCAUUUGAAGAUGAGAUCAAGUCAGAAGGCAGAAUAAACACAAUCACAGAACUAGGACUCAAAAUGAGAGCUCUGUGGAAAAAAUAGGAUGCGGCUCAGUAGCAGGUGCACUGCUAUACAAUUUAACAUGAUCAGCUGCAGAAUUACAAGACUGGGAAGAAUUGGGCAGGAAAGGAUGGAGGGGCUGCCAUGGAUCAUCAGCUGAAUAGGAGUCCAUAACAUCUUGCUGUUGCAGAACACCGUGCAGGUCUAUAUAGUGUAUCAUAAUCUGCCUUUCGAAAGACUGGAUCCACAGCUCACUGGAAUCAAUGGCUGCAGUCCCAGCUGACUUGGGCAAUUCUAGAUCAGACCAUAAACGACGUGAUGGUAUCUUCGCUUAGUACCACUGGACUAGUCAAAGGCAGAAGGUAAAACUAGAAGGAAAAGACAAAGGGAAAAGUGCUUCCCACAUUGCUGAGAAAGCAGAGAUUGAAGAAGCCUGGACUUGCCUGUGGUGCUGUCCUGUUCACACCAACAAUAACUUCUGAUUCAAAAGGAACCUGCAGCAGAAGGAACAGCGCACACACUGGCCAGGCCAAGGGCUGCUCUCCAUUCCACCUCUGCAGCCCCCGUGACAUGACGACAGCCCCAAGCAAAGCUUUGCACCAGCCUUGUGAGUCCCAUCGUCUGCACCAGAGGGAGAGGAGUCGGUCUGGGGAUGUUUUAUGAACUCAGCUGCUGGAGCACAGGGCCAAGAGGCUGCAACAGAAGGACCACCUGAUGAAGCUUCAUUCAAAGUCACGGUUUGGGCUGUGCCCUUCUUGCCGAGGUGGUUUCAUCGGUGGCAGGACAAACCUCAGCCUGAAUCCUUGGCAGGAACUCAGCAUGUCCUGUCAGGAGCAGAAUAAUACCACAGAAACCCUGGCCAGUUUGAUUAACUUCUCAGGAAUGUAUCUGGAGAGGAGUGAGCUGCAAAGGGAGCAAUCGGAUCUCUCCAUGAAGUGACACAGGUCAAAAUGGCAAACCUUAAAUAGCUACAAGCUCGCUCAGCCCGUGGACAGAUCAGCAACGGCUACAACUUGGCCAAAUUGCUUCCUGACAGUUACCUUUCUGAGUGAGUGAUCCCAUUUUUUGGCUGGAAAAAGGCACCGAAGAACAGUUUGCUUUGAAAAGCACCGCACAGGGGGACAAAUUUUCUACUCUGUGUAACCUCCUCAAAGGAUUGGGCAUGAACAGUCUAUUUGUUCAACCAAAUAAAAACUUGAUAACUUGAACUAUGGUGGCAGGAAUGGAGAUGUCCCACAGAGUUGUCCCACAGUGCAGCAGGCGAGCACGGCAGAACUGGUAUUUAUCAAACCCACUUUAACGGGCAAAAUUCCCAGGCAUUAGGGGGAAAAAUUAAGCUGCCUUUAAGAAAGGCUUCCCUCCUCUUGGUGCCACCCCAUCACAGAGCCCCACUGUGUCCCUGUGUCAAGGAAACGGCCUCAAGUUGCACCAGGGGAGGUUUAGAUGGACCUUGGGAACAAUUUCUUCCUGGAAGGAGCUGCUGGGCAUUGGAACAGGCUGCCCAGGGCAGUGCUGGAGUCGCCAUCCCUGGAGGGCUGGACAGACAGAGAUGAGGUUCUCAGGGACAUGGGGUAAUGCCAGGGGUCGGUUAAUGUUUGGACUCGAUGAUCUUGAGGGUUUCUUGCAACCGAAAUGAUUCUGUGAUUCUAUGACUAGGGACCAGUUUGCUUUGACCUGUGGUAACUGCCGGCAACACCAGCUAUGAUGUCGCACUCCCACCCACCCUCCACGACACCUCUCCUCCUUGUCUACCGCUCAAACAAUUGCGUGGCCACAGCAGCAGUUGUUUUAACCAAAAUGUUGUUUUAACCAAAUUAGUGUUUCCAUGUGUUGCUUUCACUUUGAAUGAGCUGCUUGAACUGAUGCAGCCCCACAGCUCCCCAGCUGCAAAGGAGCAGGGAGAGGAAAGCAGAGGAGGGGGAGAAAAACCAGGACUGCUUUUUUGAGGCUGCUACACUAAAUUAAGGGAAACAACAAGCUGCACCUUGAGCCUUGGAAAAUCCAGCUGUGGAGAUGGGCUUUGCCACUGACUCUGCAAUAAGAUGUGGAUAACAAUAAAUCCCUCCCCCCACCGUCUGCGUGUCCUGAUGAGAUAGAGUGUAAAGGAUGGGGACUGUCACUUAUUAUGUGAUUGUUUAGUGCCUGGCACAAUGCAGCUCUGAUCUCGACUCAAAUCCGCGGCUGCUGCAUGAACAAUAGGACUGAAAUGAAUCUCAUGGCUGGUGGCAGGGAAGUGGCCAUGGACUGACAUCUCCUCCCUGGGAGGAGCCGGGGGGUCGUGCACCGGGAAGAUGCAUCCCAACCAAAAAAGGAGGAAUUUCCAGGCUCCAUCCCUGCCACACCCGGGAACUGCCCCGCAUCCACCAGCAGGUACCUCGGCAGCUGGUUCAGGAAAUCACACAGAUAUUUCCUUGGUGUUUCUGUAACAAAUAAGUAAAAUUAAUUUGUUGGUGUUAAUGGACUACAUUAGAGCUAACAGAUCCAAGGGGCUGUCUGAGCGCAGGCGUUCAAGGGGGCUGGCAGGAGCCGCUGCCUUCGCUCGCUCUCUGCCAGGUGAAGUUCUCCUUUCACAGAAGGUUUGCUCGGACCAGCUGCUGUGGCUGUGCAACCUCCCGCGAUGGAGCCGGGGCCGUUCCUGCCUCAUCUAACCCUGCGCAGAGACGUCACGUACCAACGUCUUUCCUGACCAGCACCUUUCUCCACAUGCACUGAGGGUAAACCGACUAAAGAAACACGAAAAAAACAGAGGAAGAGCAACGAGUGCUUUUGUCUCAGGGUUUAAAACUGGAAUUUUUAACUCUGCCACCAGUGUAAAUAGCCAUCCCAGUGGGAGCAAGAGGUGCAGGGUGGCCGGGUGGGAGAGAGCAGCCGCACAGAAAACCUCUAAUCUGGAACCGCAGCUUUUCAUACCUGUCACGACGUGGAUUUUCAGCUUGAGCACACAAGGCUGAGCUCAGGGGACACUGUCAUGUAGAUUUAAGGUUUUAUCUCCUUUCCUCUCCAUUAGCUGUGAUACCCUCUUAUUAUGCUGAAAACCGAAAUGUGGGGCUUUUUUUUCGUGCUCCAGCGGUUGUUCCUUUUCCCAUUCGGCAAAUAUCGAUCUGCCCGUGUCCUCAGCGCGGGUCGAACUCAGCCCCACUCAUCCUCUGCCGGCUCAUGGGGCCACGUGCUCGGCAGUGCCACCUCUCAUGCCAUCAGUGACCGAAGAGGGGUUGAUCAUCAAUUUGCACGUGUGUUUUUCUCUCCCCAUCCUCUCCCUCCCUGCGCUGGCAGUGACAGGGGACUGAACAGGAUGGGUCUGAUUGCACUUGGCAGGUGGAGAGGGAAUGGAAAGGGCAGAGAGGAAAAAGAGCAGCCCGGGAUAGGGAUCAACUCCUCACAGCCUUGUUGCACAUUCACGUCCCACAGCACUUGGGCAAGAGAGCUCUACAGGCUGCUGUUGGGGCUGGCUGAGCAGGAGGCAGCCCCCACUUCUCUCGGGGCUUCAUGUUAAGCCAAUUUAAUUAAAUUGCUUGGAAAGGUUGCAAGGACUCAUCUAUUUCAGCUUGAGCCAGGCCUGUUUUGACUUAGCAUUGGCUGAUUAGGAAUUAGCCGAAACAAACCGCUCAGAAAGCAAAAUUAGAGGGUGCACACUAACUUUUGCACCAGAUUAAGUUGAAUUAAAAAGCAAUUGAAAUGUAAUUUUCCUCUCUCAAGCAGCCAAGAAACAAGAUAAUGCAACUGAUGGCACUUGAAGCUUAAAAAGACAGCAUCUAGGAUUAGCACAACUGGCUUUUUAAUGCCCACAAACAACAGAUUUAUCUGAACGCCUUCUCUCAAACCUCCCCCCAUCACCUUCCACACAAAGCUUCGUACAACUUGUUUCAUUUGCCCUGAAAGGCAGGAUUGGUAGGGCCCUGGGAUUUGAAUCCAGGACUUAAAGCAGCCUGGGUAUCGCAUAGUGUGUUUCCAUAGGUAUUUUCAUGCUGGAAGGUGCCUCACAGAGAACUGGUUGUUCCAUGUCACACACAUAAUUUGGUUUGAAAUGGCUCCAGUGCUGCUCCCACCCGCCUUUCCGCAGCAAUCCCAGGCUCCUGCUCUGAAUUACUGUGCAGAAAAAGAUGUCAAGUGAUUUAAAAUUGGGUUUUAAUUAAAUAUUUUAAUAGCUGCUUUCCCUACCCAUUGGGCAAACUACUCCUCUCCCCAUCGGCUGGACCAGGCUGGCACCUCUGUGUGCACGGAGGGGUACAGGGUGGGUUUUAUGGGGCUUUGCUAAAAAGGGCGAUGGCUUGGAGGGCUUGUAAAAGCAGGAUUGCUUCAGCACUUCAGAGUGCCCAGAGCUGUAGCCAAGCCCCGCUGCAAGGGGUUGUUUUGAGGGCAGGGACGCUGCGGUCCACGUUGGCCAGAGCGGUGGAGGACAAGCUGUGCAGGCAGCUCCAGCAUGGAACUGGCGUUAGGGCACUGUAAAUGCAAACGAUCUCUUGACGAAAGGUGAUGGAGACUGUGAUAGACACAUACCAUACUGUGAUAAGAGAUGCCCAGCAGCUGCUGGCCAAAAUCUAAAGGACUCAUGGAGAUAAUAGGUCCCUGCUGGGCUCCCACCUGUGCCAACCAGCAGCUCAGUGCCUGCUCCUGCUCCACGUCUCUUAAUCCUGUCUCAUCCCACUUGCAACCUCCACUCAGCUGGUCCCCACUAACCUAAGGCGGCUGCUCCCCUGGUCUGUAUCCCCACCUUCCCGUGACCUGGUCAAAAACCAGGCAUCCCCGGCCUGCCCAUCCCCUGUACUCCUCAUUCCCUGUGCACAGACAGGAAGGCAGCACCCAGACUGUUCCCUACAUCAUGGGACAUUGUAGGGGCACAGCCUGUCAGCUCCCACCAAGGGUCUGGCCACAAAAAAGGCCAAAGCGGACAAAGUGUAAAUGCAUGGAGGAGAUGGGGAUGGUGAGCAGCAUGGCCCAGGAGGGAGAACAUCACCUUCCAUCCUCCUCCAGCUGCAUCCAGUUGGCCAUGGAGCAGCUGGGGAUAAUGGGGAGGCUGGUCUGGGGAGAGCCAAUCAUGGGGGAAAACGAGGGGGUACGUGGCUCCAUGGGGGCAAUAAAAGAGCCAGUUGAGGGCACUGAGGUAUGAGAGAGUUGAGGUGAGUGGGUUUUCUUUUUUUUUUUUUUUUUUUUUUUUUUUUUUGGGGUGUUUGGUUGUUUCCUUUUUCUGCUGAAAAAGCUCUUAAGGCUUGCUCUUGGUCUUGUGUGUAUUUCUGUGGUUCUCUUGCUAGGAGAGGUUUAUAAAUUAUUUUUAUCUGUUCCUAUUUAAUGUUUUUUACCUGGCAAUCCAUACCAGUAGUGGGGUUUCCUUAGUUGGACUUGUUCACUUUGUGCCAGUGCGUCUGACCUUGUGUCUUUCCUUUUGGGGUGUCUCUGGUGUAGGAAGCCAAGCUGGGCUGUGUGCUGGGGUGAGAGGGUAGGCUUGGAUGUGGCUGCUUGUCCUUAAAUUGGAGCUUAAGCUGAUGCUUUUGGAGGAAAGAGGCUUUGGCAGGUUUGGGCUCUGUCUAAGUAAAUGUAAAAGCCCUGGGAUCAGAACCAGAGGAGGGUGGUGUUGCUGUGACUAUGAGAAUUGCUGUGUUUGGUGUCCUCAUGGGCUUGCAGCAGCUGUAACUUCUGUUGCCUGGAUGUUAAGUUGUAGUUUGUGGUUUCACUUAGGUCAUUGUCUCAUCUGUGGCAUGUGAGGGUGCUAUGGAGCUCUGCUUGGGGCAGGGAGCUCCAGCAUCUCAUGUGCUGGGGACGACAUGCGUAGUAUGGGCUGUCGGUGGGGGUGUAGGGGGUCCCAGACCCCUCUGUGGAUGUUGCUGUGCAGUUGUGACCUGAUGCUGCUCUGUCCUGAACCCCAAAGGCACGUGAAGUUUUCUGGCUGUCACCUCUCUCAAAGCUGUCAAGAUGCCGGUUUUGGCCAAGCAGAGUGAGCGGAUGAGGCAGUUCAAGAACAAGGGCAAGAACGCAGCUGACCUGCGGAGGCAGAGGGUGGAGGUGAAUGUUGAGCUGCGAAAGGCCAAGAAGGAUGAGCAGAUCCUGAAGCGCAGGAACAUCUCGUUCAGUCUGAUGGAAGAGAACCUCUCUCCAGAAGACAAAAGAAAUGAGAUUGUUCAGUUCUCCUUGGAGGAAAUUGUUGAAGCUGUGAAUGGGAGCAAUGAGGAGCUGCAGCUGCAGGCCACGCAGGCCGCCAGGAGAAUGCUGUCCAGGCAGAAAGAACCCCCCAUCAAUCAGAUCAUCAAUCUGGGGAUCAUCCCCAGGCUGGUUGAGUUCCUGACCUGUGCUGACAAUGCUUCUCUGCAGUUUGAGGCAGCCUGGGCACUGACUAACAUUGCUGCUGGCAACUCUGACCACACCAAGGCAGUGGUGGAGGGAGGUGCCAUCCCAGCCUUCAUCUCCCUCCUAUCCUCCCCACACAUGCACAUCAGCGAGCAGUCUGUGUGGGCCCUGGGCAACAUUGCGGGUGAUGGUGCCCUAUACAGAGAUGCUCUUAUCAAUUGCAGUGUGGUUCCUCCCUUGCUGGCUCUGGUGUCACCUGUAACUCCAGUUGGGUUCCUGAGGAACAUCACAUGGACACUGUCAAACCUCUGUAGGAACAAGAACCCCUACCCUCCUCUGGAUGCGGUGAAUAAGAUUCUGCCCGUCCUCAUCUGCCUCAUGGAACAUGAGGACAAGGAAAUAAUUUCUGACUCCUGCUGGGCUGUUUCCUAUCUGACCGAUGGUUCCAACGAUCGCAUCCAAAUUGUUCUGGAUACAGGGAUUCUCCCAAGGGUGGUGGAACUCAUGGCUAGCCCGGAGUUGAUCAUUAUGACUCCAGCUCUUCGUGCCAUUGGGAAUGUGGUCACAGGGACUGAUGAGCAGACCCAGGCAGCUAUUGACGCUGGUGUCUUGGCUGUCCUGCCCUGUCUCCUGCGACAUGCAAAGCCAACUAUACAGAAGGAAGCAGCGUGGACACUCAGUAACAUUGCAGCAGGGCCUUGCCAGCAGAUCCAGCAACUCAUCACCUGUGGAUUGUUGCCACCUCUGGUGGAGCUGCUUGAUAAGGGGGACUUCAAAGCUCAGAAGGAAGCUGUGUGGGCUGUGGCCAACUUCACAACAGGAGGCACUGUGGAACAGAUGGUGGAGCUUGUCCGGUCUGGAGUCCUCAAACCUCUGCUCAACCUGCUCUUGGCCAAGGACAGCAAAACUAUCCUGAUCAUCCUGGAUACCAUUUCAAAUCUCUUCUUGGCAGCUGAGAAGCUGGGAGAGACAGACAGGUUGUGUCUGCUGGUGGAGGAGCUUGAUGGUUUGGAGAAAAUUGAAGCCUUGCAAACCCACGAGAACAACACGGUCUACCGAGCUGCACUGAAUAUCAUAGAGAAAUACUUUUCUGGUGAGGAAAAUCCAGAUCUGGAGCCUGGGACUGGCCAAGAUGGACUGUAUGAUUUCUCAGUGAAGAAGCAAGACUUCAACUUCUGAAGAUGAAGCACUGUAUGGCUCUGAACUGGUGGGUGGAGAUGUCCUGGGUCAAGCUCAGGCAUCCAAACCAAGAGGAGCAAAGAUACAAUCUUUUUACUUCUGAAACUUAUCAAUAAAUUGCACUUCUGGCUUUGUA
Molecule: messenger RNA, 8683 nt
Organism: Columba livia (rock pigeon)
Lineage: Eukaryota; Metazoa; Chordata; Aves; Columbiformes; Columbidae
Gene: KPNA7
Product: karyopherin subunit alpha 7
Exons: 17
Coding region: 6997-8547 (516 amino acids)
Biological process (GO): NLS-bearing protein import into nucleus
Cellular component (GO): nucleus; cytoplasm
Molecular function (GO): nuclear import signal receptor activity; protein binding
Source: RefSeq, a predicted model, not a curated record